This is a messenger RNA of Sphaeramia orbicularis (orbiculate cardinalfish), 4323 nucleotides long. RefSeq names its product 4-aminobutyrate aminotransferase (gene abat). Gene Ontology annotation, molecular function: 4-aminobutyrate:2-oxoglutarate transaminase activity; pyridoxal phosphate binding. The record is from RefSeq and is a predicted model, not a curated record. The transcript has 16 exons. Gene Ontology annotation, cellular component: mitochondrion. Gene Ontology annotation, biological process: GABA catabolic process. Bases 209 to 1711 code for a protein of 500 amino acids. NCBI's taxonomy places the organism in Eukaryota, Metazoa, Chordata, Actinopteri, Kurtiformes, Apogonidae.
CUGGCCUUAAGCCCCUCCCCUCUGCUGGAGCAGGCCUGGGUUGCACAACACUGCUGGGUUGGCUGCCGCUGAGCUGAGACCCUUCUCCGGGCACUGAGGCGCACAUCUUCCUGCCGUUCCUGGAUCAUUGGUGACUUGGUGAAGUUACAGCCUCAGUGCGACUGCUGCCUGUUCAUCACAUCCUGUGCUGUCCGUUGACAGUGUUGCCAUGGCAUCCUCUUUGAUGAGUCGUCAUCUUGCUCUCUCCCUGCAGAACAACCUGCGGCUCAGUGUUACAGGAUGCAGGUAUGUCAGUAAGGCAGCACCAAAGACCCAGGUGGAGUGUGACUAUGACGGACCCGCCAUGAAAACCCAAGUGCCUGGGCCACGAUCACAAGAACUGACAAAACAACUGGGAGAGAUCCAGAAUGUUGGUGCAGUAAAUUUUUUCUGCAACUACAAUGAGAGCAGGGGGAACUACUUGGUGGAUGUGGACGGCAACCGCAUGUUGGACCUCUACACUCAGAUCUCCUCUAUUCCACUUGGCUACAACCACCCUGCUCUCAUCAAACUGAUGGCCCAUCCAGACAAUUUGAGCACAAUUGUGAACCGACCUGCCCUGGGAAUCCUACCACCAGGCAACUUUCCAGAAAAACUUAUGGAGAGUCUUCUCUCAGUGGCUCCCAGUGGAAUGACCCGUGUUCAGACCAUGGCCUGUGGUUCCUGCUCCAAUGAAAAUGCAUACAAAGCCAUGUUUAUCUGGUACAGGAACAAGGAGCGAGGCCACAACACACCAUCAGCUGAAGACCUCAGUUCCUGCAUGGUAAACCAGGGUCCAGGUUGUCCUGACCUCAGUAUUUUAUCUUUUAUGGGAGGAUUCCAUGGAAGAACAUUGGGUUGUUUGGCAACAACACACUCCAAAGCAAUCCACAAAGUGGACGUACCAUCACUUGACUGGCCCAUCGCCCCAUUUCCCAAACUAAAGUACCCACUGGAGGAGUUCGCCAGAGAGAAUGCACAGGAAGAGGCUCGAUGUCUGGAAGAGGCUGAAGAUCAGAUAGUCAAAUGGAGGCACAAGGGGAAACCUGUGGCAGGGAUUGUGAUUGAACCCAUUCAGGCUGAAGGCGGGGACAACCACGCCUCACCAGAGUUCUUCAAGAGCCUCCGCAACAUUGCACGCAAGCAUGGCUGUGCUUUCCAUGUAGAUGAAGUCCAGACUGGUGGAGGAUGUACAGGAAAGUUUUGGGCCCAUGAGCACUGGGGCAUGGAUGACCCUGGUGACAUCGUCUCUUUCAGCAAGAAGCUCCUGACUGGUGGCUUUUACCACAAAAAUGAAUUACAAGCUGAUCAGCCAUACCGUAUCUUUAACACAUGGAUGGGUGACCCGUCAAAGAACUUGUUCCUCACUGAGGUCCUUAAUGUGAUCAGAACAGAAAACCUUCUAGAGGAGGUCACCCGCUCAGGAAAAGCCCUGCUAAAUGGCCUUUAUGAGCUGCAGACUCAAUACCCCGGCAUACUGAGCCGAGCUCGAGGACAAGGAACCUUCUGUGCCAUCGACGUCUGUGAUGAUGCAACACGUACCAGCAUCAUACUCAAGGCCAGAAACAAAGGUGUUGUUCUGGGAGGCUGUGGAGACCGAUCAAUCCGUUUCCGUCCAGCCCUGGUAUUCAAGGAGUACCACGUUCACCUCUUUCUCAACAUCUUCAAUGAUGUGUUGGCUCAGCACAAAUAAACCCUGACUCAGGAGGAAUAAGAUGACAAGAUCUCAAAACCAUGUUAAUCCAGACUGGACAGGGACGGUCACGACGGUCGUUUUGUUAACAAAAAUCGGGUAAUUAUACAGAAACAGUAUCCCAUAUAACCGUGAAUGUUUGCAAAUCUUCUUCUUAGCCAGAAAUAACAAUGAAUUUUAACACUACGAAUGAUCUUUUUUUCUCCGGAGUCAUGUUCUUGUAUGCAGAGUAUUGAGUCAACAGACUAACAUCAGAUUUAACAGACUGAUGUAAAAUCUGGAACCAUGCAUGCGACACCUUCAAACUGCCAGUAUCAGUAAUAAAGAAGUACAUUAACAUCUAAAGCACACUAGUUUGUAUUGGAGAAACAAGUUAGCCACUUGUGUUCUAAAAUCAGACAUCUUUUCUUUUUUUGUGUUUUUCACAUUAAUAUUUUUUAACUUAUAUCCUGCCAAUGAAUCUUUUUCAGAUCAGCAGCAAAUUUUACUAGCCAAAACAUUAUUCACAUAGAUUUUUUUUCCAUCUUUCUGCUGCAAAUAAAAAUGCAUUUUACUAAUCAGAAUAUAGCAUGUUGAAACACAAACAACGCAAAACCAGUCAACAGGGCAGAUGGUCUGGGUCAUUUCCUUACAAACUGCAGCUAUAUAAUUAAAUUCUACUAAUAAAUAGUUGUUUGUGACAUUAAUCUUCAAUCCAAAAUGUCCUGCCACUCCUUGUUUUAUUAAUAAUUAGCACCAGGUAAUAGUCACCUCAUGCUGCUUAAUUCUUCUAGUCAAUUACUAGAAACAGUAUGUAGAGAUACCUGCAGUAUCAUGUUGAGGUGAAUAUGUUGUGCAUUUAAUUUGGUGUUUUGCAAUAUUUACAUCAUGAAUUCUAUGUUAAUGUUCUAAUGUACAGUUGACUGUUUUGUAUCAAAAACUAUUGAGUGGUUUCUAGAAUAAGUAAAUAUUUAAUUUAUUUUUUUAUUUAAUUUUCUACAUCUCCCUAAACAUCUGUGCUAUUAAAUUAACCUAAUAUUUGUUUUACUGUUUCUAUAACGUUAGUUAUACACGUUAAAGUCUAUUAUUUACAAUGCUCUGUAUUCCUUGGUUUUCCAACCAUUAAAAUUGCUGUUGGUGCACACAACAUUAAAUCUUUUAUUAUCUAAUUAAUUUUAUAUGUCUGAAUUUCACAGGGUUCAGAGAGUUGGUUCCUUUUAACCACUAGUACAAGUAAAUGCACAAAAGAAAGAGCCUUAACACAGCCUAGAUCCUAAAUAACAUUGGUAAUAGUACCCUUUGUAGGUGUCUUUUGGACACUUAAUUUUAGUGUUCAGUAUCCAUCCCACAUACAGUAUCUGUCCCACCAUCUGACUGUGGGACUGAGUCAGACAAAAGCGAGGACUUUAGUCAAAGAUGACUCUGCGAACAUGCAAUAAAUCAGAGGGUCCCAGCCUGGAUGUCAGUUCAGUCCAUGUCCAUUAAAAAUGUUCUUGUAAUGAUUCUUAUGUUGCCCUCACUAUGUCUUAUAAUAUGUUGUAACCCAGAAAAAUGUGAAUCUUAAAUGGACCAUGAAAAUAUAGAUUUAGUGCCUGCAUGUUUCUGAAAUGUCCUUUUUUUGUUGUUGUUUGUUUAGCUUUGCCUCUUCUAAAAUGAAUAGGACCUCUUUGAAGUCUUUACAAAGUCCUUGUCUUAUUGUACUUGGUUAUGAUUUAAUAUUGGACCCGUCGCAUUUAUGACAGAAAAGACCAAAAGAUUCAGUUAAUUAAACAUGGGAAGAGGCUCAUCAGCCCUGCACUAAAUUAAGAUGUUUUUCCUCUUUUCUUGAUUCAACCUGUGCUUAUACUUCAACAAUUUAACUGCUCUUGUUCUCCUUAUUACAGUAGCAGGUAUCUAAUACCCAAUCAGGAUCCGACAUGUUCCCAAAUUGUAGAUGAUUGGCUUCAGGUACAGGUCUGUAAAGACUCGCUAACCAAGGUAGUACAAGCAUGUACGUGAAAUCUUGUACAGCUCUCAGUUUUAUACCAGGAGUUUUAUUGUCUAAUUUCCCUGCAUCUUGAUGUGCUGUUUCUGUAGAAUGUUUCAGAACUACGUCAGUGUCUGAAUGUUCCUGGACAAUUUUUGAGCUACUGUUUGGAAUGUGUAACAGUUCAUUUCAAGUGCUACCACAAUAAUUUAUUGUUUAUUUGCUAAAAUCUAAUAUGAAUAAAUUAUGAAAAUAUUAACAUAUUUUUCAUUCUUAUUACAGAAAUUAUAUCCAGUCACUUUAAUGUAGAGUAUUCGUUCUUGAUAGUAAUGCACUGUCAAUUUGUCUUAUAUGAAUUUCUUAGACGUAACAAAUACUUUAAUGAACUCCUCAGAAGAAAAGUGUAGAUCUUGUUGUUAAAUAAUAUGAUGAUGAUGAUGAUGAUGAUAAUGGUGCCUGUUUCCUUGUUGUCAGUCUGUAUUACAGAGAGAUCUUAAUAUCCUUGAUGGGAUGACCUUAUUUGAACCUUUUUGACAUUUACCAAUUGCAUUGGUUAUCUGAAGUUGAUGAUUACUGACUUUAUUUUAGAUAUCUCUGUUGCUGUCUAUAAAUGACCCUGUCCUAUGUUGUGUGAUUAAUAAACCAUGGGAAAUUUUUGUGCAAUGUA